GCGGGGAGGGGGCCCGGGCCCGCGCGGGGCGGGGACAGCCGCCUGGCCCCUCCCCUCUCUGCCCUCCCCAAAGUUGCGGUCUCCCCCGGGGCCGGACAGUCUUAUGAUCCAGCGGAUCCUCCUGGGGAGGCCGGGUCGGGGCGCGGGCGCGGGCGCGGGCGCCGAGCAGCUGGGGCAGCGGGCGGGCGCGGAGACCGGGGCCCGGGCGGGGAUCCGGGCAGCGACCGAGGCGGCGGCUGCGCCCCGGGCCCGCCGCCCCCUCCCCUUGGGCGGGGGGAGCCGCUGCAUGGGGCCGGGGGGACGGCCCAGCUGCGCGGAGCGGCGGCGGCGGACCCCCCAGGCGGGCUGGGGUUGAGCCGGGGGCCGGGGCAGGGGCUCCGGGGGGACCAUGCCCGGAGGCCGGCCGGCCGCAGCAUGGCUCACGGGCCCGGCGCGCUGAUGCUCAAGUGUGUGGUGGUGGGCGACGGGGCGGUGGGCAAGACGUGCCUGCUCAUGAGCUAUGCCAACGACGCCUUCCCGGAGGAGUACGUGCCCACCGUCUUCGACCACUACGCCGUCAGCGUCACCGUAGGGGGCAAGCAGUACCUCUUGGGACUCUAUGACACGGCCGGACAGGAAGACUAUGAUCGUCUGAGGCCUUUAUCUUAUCCAAUGACUGAUGUCUUCCUUAUAUGCUUCUCUGUGGUGAAUCCAGCCUCAUUUCAAAAUGUGAAAGAGGAAUGGGUACCAGAACUUAAGGAAUACGCACCAAAUGUACCCUUCUUAUUAAUAGGAACUCAGAUUGAUCUCCGCGAUGACCCCAAAACUUUAGCAAGACUGAAUGAUAUGAAAGAAAAGCCUAUAUGUGUGGAACAAGGACAGAAACUAGCAAAAGAGAUAGGAGCGUGCUGCUAUGUGGAAUGUUCAGCUUUAACCCAGAAGGGAUUGAAGACUGUUUUCGAUGAGGCUAUCAUAGCCAUUUUAACUCCAAAGAAACACACAGUAAAAAAAAGAAUAGGAUCAAGAUGUAUAAACUGUUGUUUGAUUACGUGAGAAACAUCUUCAGUGGCCAACGAAACUGUCCAUUUCUCUCUAAGAAAGCAUAUGAAAUGCUACAGCUAUACCCAGACCUCUUAUAAAUACUGAAGCAGUUUAAAACUUGAAUGAAAAACAA
Molecule: messenger RNA, 1153 nt
Organism: Eptesicus fuscus (big brown bat)
Lineage: Eukaryota; Metazoa; Chordata; Mammalia; Chiroptera; Vespertilionidae
Gene: RHOQ
Product: ras homolog family member Q
Exons: 5
Coding region: 415-1032 (205 amino acids)
Biological process (GO): cortical actin cytoskeleton organization; small GTPase-mediated signal transduction
Molecular function (GO): GTP binding; GTPase activity
Source: RefSeq, a predicted model, not a curated record